Messenger RNA from Sitophilus oryzae (rice weevil), 2320 nucleotides. Its product is annotated as zinc finger protein 480-like. Bases 1 to 684 code for a protein of 227 amino acids. Gene Ontology annotation, molecular function: chromatin insulator sequence binding. Gene Ontology annotation, cellular component: chromosome. Gene Ontology annotation, biological process: regulation of transcription by RNA polymerase II. Lineage: Eukaryota; Metazoa; Arthropoda; Insecta; Coleoptera; Curculionidae. The transcript is spliced from 5 exons. The record is from RefSeq and is a predicted model, not a curated record.
AUGGAUUUUGAUGUCAACAUGACGCCUAUUUAUGUUUAUAAAUGUCCGGAUUGUGGCAAGACAUACACAUACGAAACGAACUUCAGCCGCCACAGGCAAUAUGAUUGCGGCAAAACCCCUAGAUGUAGGGAUUGUGGCAAAACAUACAAACACAAAACGCAUCUGAGUCGUCACAGGAAGUACGAAUGCGGCAAAACCGCCAACUUUUUCUGUCCAUACUGGGAUUCGAUUUUUUGUGGAACUUGUGGAGCUGUUUUUAAACAUUUAGCCUCACUGAAAUACCAUGUUACGAAUAAUGUGUGUACAAAACCGAAAAAAGAGGAAGAUGCCAAACAGCUGGUUUGUCCUGUUUGUAGCAAACUGUUCAAAGGGAUCACUGCAAUGCAAUAUCACGUAAAAAGAAAAGUUUGUGAACAAGUCAAAGUAUAUUCAGCUCCGCCUUUUCCAUGCAAAUUGUGCGGUACACUGUUCAAUUUAAAACAGAGCUGGUACGUUCACAUGAAGCGCGAAGCUUGUAGGAAGUACCCUGAAAAGUACGGCUUGAAAAGAAACGCAGAUUCGUCUGCAACGUCGACCAACGAGAGCAUAAAAAGUGAAGAAGACAGUCUGGACAGCCCGAUAUAUCCAGAACUGACCAUGACCGUGCCUAACGACGACACUAAUAAGAAAAAUAUCACGUCGUAGAUGAGUGAGAGAAGGAAAGAAAAUAUUUUCGUCAUGUUGAAACUACUGAAUAUAAAGACUAAGGAAAAUACUGUAACAUUGAACUAAUAGGCUUUCAAUCACGAAAUUUUGGUAAAAACUUGAAUUUUUGAUUACUUUGAAAGAUCCAAAAACGAAUUCUGAAAGAUUUUCUAAAUUCACCCCCGAGAAGGCGUGAAAUAAAUAAAUAGAAUUAUUUUUUCAAAAUUUCGGAGAAACGAUAAGGACUAGAAAAAAAAAGUUCAAAUAAAAGUUAUAGAGCGUCAAAUUUUACAUAAAAAUGGUCUCUAUACUUUUUUUGCUCAAAUCAAAAUUAACCGUGAUAGGGUAGCUAGAAGCUAGAGGACAGCUUUUAUUGAAAUAUUUUUUCUUACCGUUUCUCUGAAUUUUCUUUCUUCUACCUUAUUCUUCAUUUGGUCAUUUCUCUUAUUUUCAGCUCAGUGACUUGACGUUAAAAAGUGUUAAAAAUGAAAUACGUCAAAAUAAUAUUUACUAAAUCUUUUAAUUUUCUAAUUCUUACUACAUUUUUUCUUUUUCAGUUUUUAUUUUUUUUUCUUAAUUUUAUUUUUUUAAUUUUUCAUCGUUUUAGUCUAGAAACCCUGUACACUGUAACUAUAUUUUUGAAGUUUCUUUCCCUGAUUCACUAUAAUCUCAGUGAUGUUAUAUUUAUCCAUAUAAAAUAUAUUAACAAACAUACAAGAAAGAAUACAAAAUAAACACAAAAAAAAGUAAAUACUUUGAAUGAAAAAAAAAGUAAAUAAAAAUGGAUUCCAUGACGGCUCUUCCGUUUUUAAUAUUAAUUUAUUUGUUGUUAGAACAUAAAAAUAGUAUUAAAAUGAUUCCUUAGUCUUUAUAUUCAAUAGUCAAAAUAGUCGAUAGUCAAGCUUUUAUAACUGAAAUGUCAUCUUUUUACAAAAGGAGGAUUACAUAGUGGUAAAAAAUUGUAGAUAUUUUAGUUAUAGAGGUGGACUGUGUAUAGUUACGUAAAAACAUGGCAGUACUAUUUUUAGAAUUACCAAACUCAUUAGUUUAAACUUGAUCAUAUACCAGAUAUUAUAAGAAAUAUUCUUCAAUUCGCAAAAAGUCACGUACAAUCUCGAUUUAAUUAUUUAUCUCAUCAUAACCUAACAUUUUACCCAGAAUCUUAAAUACGUAACAUUAUUAUGUUCAAUAGCACGGAAUGUAAUAACUAAUCUUAUUUGUCCUAUACUAAUAGGUUUUAUAUUAAGAGGUGUCAUUCGAUUUCAUUUCAGAUUAAAAAAUAACAAAGUUGUAGGGGUGAGCCAGUUUUCAGACGCACCCGGUAUAUUAACAGACGUGUCUGUAUUUUAAAUAGUUCUUUAUCUUUUAAUCGAUACCUCUUUACUUUCCCCUGGACAUUUUUUUGCGAAUAACCGUAAUUUUAUUUUAUUUAUGUCUUGUAACCGUUCGUUUUUAAUUUUUACCAAAACCACAUAGACUAAUAGCCUUAAGAUUGUUUCAUGAAGACAUUACCAUACGAUAUAACUUUGUAGCUCUAAGAGACAGCUGUAUUUACUUUUUAUAAGUUUAUUUUAACGUUGUAUGUUAAUUUUAAUUUUCUGUUUCGUAAUCAUCAGUAUCUAAUUUUAGUUUUUAA